This is a messenger RNA of Phalaenopsis equestris, 1846 nucleotides long. RefSeq names its product BTB/POZ domain-containing protein At1g50280-like. The coding region runs from base 4 to 1707 and encodes 567 amino acids. NCBI's taxonomy places the organism in Eukaryota, Viridiplantae, Streptophyta, Magnoliopsida, Asparagales, Orchidaceae. The transcript is spliced from 3 exons. Gene Ontology annotation, molecular function: protein binding. The record is from RefSeq and is a predicted model, not a curated record.
UCUAUGAGCAUUCGAUAUGAAGCCAAAAAGACCACAUCUUUGAUAGAUUUCUAUGCUCCUCUUCUAUACAGUACACUUUUUCUUCCGUCUUCUUCGCCUCCACUGCAACUCAUAACUACACUUUACAGUCUACUGAUAGCCAUGAAUAAUCUCUUCGAUUUGAAGAUUUACAUCAACGACCAUCACACCUUCUUCCUCAACCAGAGUAUUCUCUGUUCCUUCUCCGGAAGAUUGAGGAAGAUUGUGAAGAGUGGAAAGCGAAGAACCAUCAUCAGAUUCACAGAUUUCCCCGGCGGCCCUGAUAGCUUCGAAUUGGUCUCAAGAUUCUGCUACAGCAAUGGCAGGAUAAACAUGAACCCCUCGAACAUUUGCAUUCUUUACUGCGCCGCAAUAUUUCUUGAGAUGAAUGAAGAGGUUGCCAUCUGCAACCUUUUGAGCCAAACAGAGACAUUUUUGGACGGCCUCUUCUACUGGACUUGGAAUGAUAUUCUCGCCUCUAUUAGAAGCUGUGAACCUUUCUUCAACGCAGCUGAAUCCUGUGGCCUCCUGCAAAAGCUCGUCUCAUGUCUUAUUGUCAAGAUCUCAGCCAACCCAGAAAUACCCCUCACCUCACUGACUCCAUUACAAUCUUCUCCUUCUUCCUCCUCCUCAACAGAUGCUUCGGGUUUUAGUUCUGAGUGGUGGUUUGAAGACCUAACAGCCCUUGCACCCUGCAUCAUUGAAAAAAUGAUGAGGGAGCUGGGUUCCCAUGGAAGUGACAGUAAGAAUCUGACCAUCACCAGAUUUUUACUGCACUAUCUCAAAUCAGUACAGCAGAGAAGUCAUAAGAGGGACUACAGGGGAAUCGCUGAUACAGCAGUUCAUGGAGUGGUGAUAGCUGGGAGAGAUGCGUUCAGUUGCAGGGGGUUAUUUUGGGUUCUGAGUGUGGUUUCAAGGCUAGGAAUUGGAAAAGAAAGCAGGGAGAAGCUUGAGUGGUUAAUUGGCUCAAUGCUUGAUAUGGCAACAUUGGAUGACUUACUUGUUUCAGGACAUAAAGAAGGCGUUUAUGAUGUGAAUCUGGUGAUUAGAUUGGUGAGGGUUUUUGUGAGCUAUCAGGAAGGAUUUGUGUCUUUUCAGAGAAUGGAGAAGGUAGGGAGGUUGGUGGACAAGUACUUGAGGGAAAUCUCUCCUGAUCAGAGCUUGAAAGUUUCCAAGUUUCUAGCUGUCGCUGAAAGCUUGCCCGAUUCAGCAAGAGACUUGUAUGAUGGGGUCUACAGAGCUUUAGACAUCUAUCUUGAGUCCCAUCCGAAUUUGACUUUUGAGGAACGCACAAUAUUGUGCCGAUGCCUAAACUACAAGAAGCUCACACUUGAAACCUGCAAAGACCUUGCAAAGAACCCAAGGAUCCCUCCUAGUGUGGCAGUCCAGGCACUGGUGUCUCAGCAGUCCAAGGUCCAGAUCCGAACGAACAUGGUGAAAGCCGCUGAAGCGGAGUGCCGGACCUCAGCCACAAGUUCCUGGGGAGUUAAUUCAGAGCAGCAGAAUUCAUCUGAGUAUUACACUGAGAAUGAAAUUUCAGCAUUGGACCUGCAGAAGAUGCAGAGCAGGGUGAUUGAGCUUGAGCAGCUUUGUGAAAAGAUGAGAGGCCAGAUGUCCAAGUUGGUAAGAGGAAGUUUUAUUGCAAGUCCUACAUACUAUAGUAGCAGGGGCAUGACCAAGCUCUGCUAAUUUUCUAUAGGCAACUUCAGCAGAUGGGAAUGGAUGUAUGGAAGCUUUCAUGUACUUCGUAAAGCCAUGUUCUACCUUGGUUUCUUGUACAAUUAGCUCACUGUAGACAACUUUUGUCUGCAAUUUUAUUGUAUAUUAA